AUGGUGAGAAUCAGUGUGCUAAACGAUGCUCUGAAGAGCAUGUCGAAUGCGGAGAAGAGAGGGAAGAGGCAAGUGAUGAUCAGGCCUUCUUCUAAAGUCAUCAUCAAGUUCCUCAUCGUCAUGCAAAAGCACGGUUACAUCGGCGAGUUUGAGUACGUGGAUGACCACAGGUCUGGCAAGAUUGUGGUUGAACUUAACGGAAGACUGAACAAAUGUGGAGUCAUUAGUCCUCGUUUCGAUGUUGGUGUUAAGGACGUUGAAAGCUGGACCGCUCGUCUUCUUCCUUCCAGACAGUUUGGUUACAUUGUUCUUACGACCUCUGCUGGUAUCAUGGACCACGAAGAAGCGAGGAGAAAGAAUGUUGGAGGCAAGGUUCUUGGAUUCUUUUACUGA
Molecule: messenger RNA, 393 nt
Organism: Microthlaspi erraticum
Lineage: Eukaryota; Viridiplantae; Streptophyta; Magnoliopsida; Brassicales; Brassicaceae
Source: the annotation of a GenBank genome assembly